Messenger RNA from Dacryopinax primogenitus, 1485 nucleotides. RefSeq lists its product as uncharacterized. Gene Ontology annotation, molecular function: transmembrane transporter activity. The transcript is spliced from 7 exons. The coding region runs from base 1 to 1182 and encodes 393 amino acids. Gene Ontology annotation, cellular component: membrane. The record is from RefSeq and is a predicted model, not a curated record. NCBI's taxonomy places the organism in Eukaryota, Fungi, Basidiomycota, Dacrymycetes, Dacrymycetales, Dacrymycetaceae. Gene Ontology annotation, biological process: regulation of peptide transport; transmembrane transport.
AUGUCUGCGGAUCGCGCAAACUAUGCAUUCGGUAUCGCUCUCCUGGUUAUCGUAGUCUUCGAGUGGACAUUCUCCAACUUCCUCACACAGCACCUCUUCAUCACUGGCUACAAUAAACCGUUCCUGAUCACGUAUCUCAACACAAGCACAUUCUCGCUCUAUCUGUUGCCCCAGCUUGGCAAACUGUGGUGGGAGCGAAAGGCCAAAGGAGAUGAAGCCCGCGGCGAUUACUCUGUCCUUGCACCUGAGGCGCCGGUGCGUGGACGUCGAGUGUCACUAGAGCGAGUACGAUCCGCCCACUCUCUCAGUCCUCCACAUCUCCCACCGCCUCCGCAGGAAGGAAUUCUGCCGCCCUUGACCGUGCGCGAACAUGCGAGCCUUGGCGCGAUCUUCUGUGUCCUUUGGUUUGCGGCGAACUGGUCAGUAAAUGCUUCGUUAGAGUAUACAAGUGUUGCGAGUAGCACUAUCCUUGCGAGCAUGAGUGGCUUCUUUACUCUUGUGAUUGGAAGGAUGUUUGGGGUAGAGUUGUUCACUUUGGCGAAACUCGGUGCUGUCAUUGCGAGUUUCUCUGGCAUUCUGCUUGUAUCGCUUUCCGACGGAACAUCGGACAAGCCAUCCACCUCGGCGUACGUUGUCCUAGGAGACAUGCUAGCUCUCCUUUCCGCGCUCUUCUACGCCCUCUACGUUCUGUUCCUCAAAAUCCGUGCCCAACACGAGUCUCGUCUCAAUGCGCAACUUUUCUUUGGAUUCGUUGGUCUGUUCAAUACCUUUGGACUCUGGCCAAUAGCGAUCGUCCUACACCUUACGGGGAUCGAGCCAUUUGCGUUACCGACGGAUGGAAUGGCGUGGGGCGCAUUGGGGCUGAAUAUGUUCAUCACACUCUCCAGCGACUAUCUAUAUGUGCUCGCUAUGCUGAAAACCACCCCUUUAGUAGUGACAAUUGGGCUCAGCCUAACGAUACCCCUGGCCGUUUUGGGAGAUAUGUGGAUGGGCCAUUGGGCUACCCUCCAAACCGUUUUCGGUGCUGUCCUGGUUCUUUUUGCCUUUUCGGCUGUCGGAUACGACAGUGCCAAGGAAGUACGUGCGCUGGAACUCCCUAGGGAGGAUUUAGAGACCACGUAUGGGGCUGUUACGCCUCCAGGAACACGUUCUCCCGUUGUAGAAACGCCUGCAGAGGCUUGAAAUGUAUUCUAGGUAGACUGGUAUCAUUACGAUGAAUCCUUAUAUAUUUACUUCUUCUGGUUGCGCUUAGCAAUUGCCCGAGCACUCUUCAUCCGUGGCUUCGUCGCAGAGCCUUUCCCGUGUUUGUCCACCCGUUUGCGUUCCCUUGCGCCUCUUUCUAGAUUGACAGCGCCUUUGCCCUUCACCAUCGCUGCUCGGGCCUUUUUCUUCGCUAAACGACGAGCUACACGGUCUGCAUCUGCUGCUUUGACAGCCCUGCGAGCAUCCUUGUCUAAGCCUGCCAGUCGUUCACCAAGCUUAGGA